Paramuricea clavata is the source of this 1974-nucleotide messenger RNA. The record is from the annotation of a GenBank genome assembly. Lineage: Eukaryota; Metazoa; Cnidaria; Anthozoa; Malacalcyonacea; Plexauridae.
AUGAAGAAGCUGGAUUCGAGAUCGGUGAAAGCCAAAUUUAUCGGUUAUAAUGACAAAAGCACAGCCUACAUCUUGCAAGAAUUCGACUCGAAAAAGGUCAUCAAAGCACGUAAUGUCAUCUUCAAAGAGAACGAAAUACAGUCAUUCUCAGCCAGAGAAACGAUGAGUCCAGACAACCCAAACCUUGUGAGUCCAAACAUGGAUUUUGAAGAUGAUCGCUCGAAUGACGAAGCCACAAAGAUACCGGUCCAAGCUAGAGUGGGGGAAAAUGAUAAGACACCUGUUGUUCAAAAUCCACAUCAAGUCGAAGAAAACCCUGAGGAAGACGAAGUCGCACUCCCCAGAGAAAGCAGAAAUCGUCGCCCCCCGGAACGAUAUGGAUUACCCUACACGUUUAACAUAACAAAAGAGGAAAACAUACAAGAACGCAAGUCGUAUAAUGACGCAAUUCGUUCACCGCAUGCAGAAAACUGGAGAAAAGCUAUGCAAGCAGAGUACGAGUCACUAAUGGACAAUAAUACCUGGACAUUAGUCGAUGAACCAGAAGAUCAACAAGUCUUACCUGGAAAAUGGGUGUAUAAAGUAAAGUAUCGAGCAAACGGCCAAGUCGAUAAGCUCAAGGCAAGAUACGUAGCAAAGGGUUAUGCUCAAAUCGAAGGCAUAGAUUUCUUUGACACAUACGCUCCAACAUACAAACCAGAAUCCUUUAGAAUUCUAUUAGCAACUGCAGCACGAAAGGACUUAUAUCUUGGUCAGAUGGACGUGAAAUCAGCCUACCUUCAUUCCAAAAUAGAAGAAGAAAUUUAUCUGGAGCAGCCAGAGGGAUUUGUCAAGAAAGCAAACUCAGGACAAAAGCUUGUGUGCAAAUUGAACAAAUCAAUCUAUGGUCUAAAACAAGCUGCGAAAAACUGGUAUGAAGCUCUGACAAGUCUACUUCUCAAGAAAGGAUUCAAACGAAGCUGCAACGACUAUUGCCUAUUUGUAAGAAAGGAAGAAAAUGGAACAUUUUCCUAUGUGUUAGUCUGGGUAGAUGAUAUAGUAGUGGCUGGAGCGACCGAAGAAGCAAUUAACGAAAUUAAAUCAAUGUUAAAUGAAAAUUUCAAGAUGGACGAUCGUGGCGACCUAAACUGGUUCUUAGGAAUGCAAAUCCUGCGAUCGCACGACAAGAUUACAGUGGAUCAAAUGAAGUAUAUCGAAACUGUUCUCCAAGAAUUUAACAUGAGUGAUUGCAAAGCUGUAGCAACACCCGGAGAAGUAAAUCUAAAGCUAGUCAAAAGUAACGAAGGAAAGAAAUUAGUAGAUCCGAAGCUGUAUAGAAGUUUAGUUGGCUCUCUUUUAUUCAUUGGCAAAUAAACCCGUCCAGAUAUUCUAAAUAUUGUUAAUCAGCUGUCACGAUUUCUCGAUAAACCUGACGAAUCACAUUGGAAGGCAGCAAAGCGCGUACUGAGAUACCUCAAAGGAACUACCGACUUACGAUUAACAUUCUUGAAGAAUUCCAGCUGUGAUAUUGUUGGCGAUUCGGACGCAGAUUGUAGUGGAGAUCUCAACGAUCGCAAAUCGACAACUGGAUACUACUUCAAAUUCGAAGGAAAUGGAGGUGCCAUCAGUUGGGAGGUAAAGAAGCAAGCAACCGUUGCCUUAUCAACAGCGGAGGCGGAAUAUCAAGCCAUGGCGGCUGCUGCACAAGAAGCAAUCUACUUACGAGCUCUACUAAAGGAUUUUGGUUUCCCAAUGGAGAAAGCGACAGAUAUUGGAGAAGACAACCAAUCCUGCAUUAAGAUGUGUCACAAUCCCGUGAUGCAUAAACGGUCAAAACUUAUCGACACGAAGCUACACUUCAUUCGAGAAAGGGUAGAAAAUAAAGAAAUAAAGAUACAUUAUGUUCCAACCGAAGAAAUGACUGCGGACAUUCUGACGAAAUCAUUACCUCGAGUGAAAGUGGCAAAACACAGAACAGUACUCUUAGGGAAUUAA